AACAAUUGGAUAAUGAAAGAAGGCACAACAUAUGAAUAAUUGUCUAUAUAAACUUUUAAAAAUCCUCAAUAAUCCCAAAAAAAUUGAACUUUUUGUAGUUGAAUUAUUAGAAGAAUUUUGAUCCAAAAAUCCCCAUAUAACAACUUAAACCUUUUUCUUGAUUUAAAGUUUGAAUAUUUUUUUCAGUUACGAUUCAUAUAGCAGACUCUAACCUUUUUUGAAUUGAGUUGCUACUUCAAUUUUUUUAAAAUUGCAGCGCGACUUCAACUUUCUUGGAAUUGAGGCGUAAUUGUUAUUAUUUUGUUGUUGUAAACAAAUGGAUAUUAUUUUGCAAGAAGAUGAUGGUAUUUUAGUGCCACCUGUUAAUUUCUCAGCAGUGGAAGAUAACUGCAUUUAUAGAUCUGGUUUCCCUCAGUCCUCCAAUUUCUCAUUUUUGCAAUCACUCAAUUUGAGCUCUAUCAUAUGUUUGUGUCCAGAGCCUUAUCCUGAAAAGAAUUUAGAGUUUCUUCAAUUUAACAAAGUAAAGCUUUUCCAAUUUGGAAUGGAUGGAACCAAGGAGCCAUCGACUAUGUCGAGGAGUGCUAUAACAGAGGCUUUGAAAGUGUUAACAGAUGUUAGAAACCAUCCAGUUCUUAUCCACUGCAAGCGCGGAAAGCAUCGAACAGGUCGCAUUGUUGGUUGCUUAAGGAAAUGGCAGAAUUGGUGUUUGUCUUCAGUGAUGGACGAGUACAAGCAUUUUGCUGGUGCGAAAUGGAGGGAAACAGAUGUGAGAUUUCUCGAGACUUAUGAUGUUUCGUGCGUAAGGCAUUGCCUCGAGAGCAUUAUCUACACGAAUUAUGGUUCAACGAAAAGAUGCUUUUUAUGUAUAGAAGAAAUUCUGCAGAAACCUCUGAUGACUUCUGUUCUAUAGAGGCACUAUAUCCAUCCUUAUUGUAUUUUGAAGGAAUCGGAUAUUCUUUUGUUCGUUCAGUUGUAGAAAUCCGUUACUAAGUGAAAAGUUAUGUCUGGUUCUUAGUAACAAUACGCGACCUCUCCUCUUUUACUUCACCAAUUGUUCCUAAUGGAAGGAUAUCAAUUCAGAGAUAACGUUGAUUGUU
Solanum pennellii is the source of this 1097-nucleotide messenger RNA. Its product is annotated as tyrosine-protein phosphatase DSP3-like. The transcript has 5 exons. The record is from RefSeq and is a predicted model, not a curated record. Gene Ontology annotation, biological process: protein dephosphorylation. Gene Ontology annotation, cellular component: cytoplasm. Lineage: Eukaryota; Viridiplantae; Streptophyta; Magnoliopsida; Solanales; Solanaceae. Gene Ontology annotation, molecular function: phosphatase activity. The coding region runs from base 317 to 910 and encodes 197 amino acids.